Messenger RNA from Pantherophis guttatus, 1003 nucleotides. It is a transcript of the gene C1QC, whose product is annotated as complement C1q C chain. Gene Ontology annotation, molecular function: protein binding. NCBI's taxonomy places the organism in Eukaryota, Metazoa, Chordata, Lepidosauria, Squamata, Colubridae. The record is from RefSeq and is a predicted model, not a curated record.
ACUUCCUCGUCAAAUCUGAUGAUGUGGCAAGGCAAUUCUUCUGCCCUGAGCUAGCCGGAGACUCAUUAAUUCCCGUUGCCUGCAGACCUGCUAGGAUCCCACCGAGUCUCUGAGAGGAUGGACAGGACAUCGGUGAGGAUGUUGGUCUGGGCCUUCCUCCUUCUGAUCCUGGGAGAUCUCACCUGGGCUGUAGAUCCCCCAAACUAUUGCUACGGGGCACCGGGUCUCCCCGGAGUCCCAGGACCACCGGGGAAAGAUGGCCGAGAUGGAAACAGGGGACCAAAAGGAGAACCAGGUCCUCCAGCCGCCCCUGGAAGCCACGGACCCAAGGGAGAGGCAGGUUCUCCAGGUCUUCCUGGUUUGCCAGGUAAAAGUGGACCCCGGGGUGCCUCCGGAAGCAUAGGAGACGUCGGUCCCAAAGGCGAACGAGGGGAAUCCGGUGACCCCGGCGGUCACAAGCUCAUGUACCAAUCCGCCUUCACCGUCAAGCGCCAGACCCACGAGCAUCCGGUGAAGAACGCUCCCGUGGUCUUCCACGGUAACGUCACCAAUACCUACCACGAUUACGACACGACCACGGGCAAAUUCACCUGCCGUAUCCCCGGCAUCUACUACUUCGUCUUCCAUACUUCCUUGACGUCCAACCUUUGCGUCAACCUGUACCGCAAUCGGGAACGGAUGGCCAGUUUCUGCGACCACCUCUCCAACCCCAAGCAAGUCAGCUCCGGCGGCGUCUUGCUUCAGCUGCAAGCCGGCCACCAGGUUUGGUUGGCGGUCAACGAUUACAACGGGAUGGUCGGCGUGGCCGGAGCCGACAGCGUCUUCUCCGGCUUCCUGCUGUUUCCGGAUUAAUCUUCUCCAGAAGUUUGGCUCUCGAGUGUGUCUUCUUCUGGAUCUCCCCUAGCUUUCCUGUCAUUCCAGGUUUCUCCUGCCGUCUUCCUUCCCGCUGAUUUAAAAAAAAUAAAUAAAGAAUUUGUAAUGGCGAUGAAAAAAAACCACACAA